Molecule: messenger RNA, 1553 nt
Organism: Pollicipes pollicipes
Lineage: Eukaryota; Metazoa; Arthropoda; Thecostraca; Pollicipedomorpha; Pollicipedidae
Product: glutamate-rich WD repeat-containing protein 1
Exons: 5
Biological process (GO): ribosome biogenesis
Cellular component (GO): nucleolus
Molecular function (GO): protein binding
Source: RefSeq, a predicted model, not a curated record
GCCGCCUCCCUGUACGCCCGCAACUCGGAGGACAAGAACACCAAGCCGGUGUUCACGUUCAAGGGCCACCAGACGGAGGGGUUCGCCGUCGACUGGUCGUCGGUGACGCCAGGUGUGCUGGCGACAGGCGACUGCGGCCACAGCAUACACGUGUGGCAGCCGGGCCCGGCCGGCACGUGGCGCGUGGACCAGCGGCCGUACGGCGCGCACACGGCCUCUGUCGAGGACAUCCAGUGGUCGCCCAACGAGGCCACCGUGUUCGCGUCGUGCUCCGUCGACAAAAGCAUUCGAAUCUGGGACAGCCGGGCGCCGCCGGCCAAGGCCGGCAUGCUGCACGUGCCCGACGCGCACGACAGCGACGUGAACGUCAUCAGCUGGAACCGAACAGAGCCGUUCAUCGUGAGCGCGGCGACGACGGCAAACUGUGUCUGGAUCUGCGCACGCUGCAGGUCGGGCCGGCCGGUGGCGCUGUUCAAGCACCACUCGGCGCCCGUGACGACGGUCGAGUGGCACCCGACGGACAGCACCGUGUUCGCGUCCGGCGGCGCCGACGACCAGGUGGUGCAGUGGGACCUCUCGGUGGAGCGCGACGACGAGGCGGCUGGCAGCUCGGCCGCAGCCGAUGCCAAACUGAACGAGCUGCCGCCGCAGCUGCUGUUCAUCCACCAGGGCCAGGAGGACGUCAAGGAGCUGCACUGGCACCCUCAAGCGCCCGGCUGCCUCCUGUCCACCGCUCACAGCGGCUUCAACGUGUUCCGCACCAUCAGCGUGUGAGCGGCCGCUUGACUCCGGCGGGAUGGCGGCCUUGCCAAGACCUGAGUGUCGGGUGUCGGAGUCCAGCUUGCUGUCUGGCGCGGUGCUGAGCCAGAGUCUGGCCUGGUGCUGAGUCAGAGUCUGGCCUGCUGUCGGACGCAGUGCUGAGUCUUAGUCUGGCCUGCUGUCUGGCGCAAUGCUGAAUCAGAGUCCAGCCUGUUGUCUGGCGCGGCGCUGAGUCAGAGUCCAACCUGACGCGGUGCUGAGUCGGAGCCCAGCAUGUUGUCUGGCGCGGCGCUGAGUCAGAGUCCAGCCUGCUGUCGGGCGCGGUGCUUAAUCAGAGCCCAGCCUUGCGCGGCUCUGAGUCAGAGUUCAGCCCGCUGCCAGCACGUGGUGCGGCCGGGAGGUCACGGCGGACGAGUGUGUGACGGGGCCUCCCUCUGCUGAUGGGACAGUCCGUCGGCCGGCCGCUGGCUCCCGGUGCUGGAGGGCGGCGGCAGAUGCCGCUGGGCCGGGACGCCCUCUGUCGCCGCUGCUGAUGGCUAGCCCGGGACGAGAUGGGACCUCGGAUGGCUGCUUUCCUGAAGCGCGCUGGGGCGUGAGGAAGGCAGUGGUUGCGCGGCGAGUCAAGGGUGGUGUUGCUGUUUGGAUUGCAAGCGCGAUACGACUGCGAUUGCUCCGGAAGGGGGAUGAGAGGCGGAGGAGGACGUGUUUUUGUGCCGGGUUGCGCCGUCUCAAGAAACGCAUUGUCCGUGGUUGUGUAAUCGUGAUUGGAAGUUCGCGGUUGACGGAAUAUACGG